Messenger RNA from Hemibagrus wyckioides, 2392 nucleotides. It is a transcript of the gene rad21l1, whose product is annotated as RAD21 cohesin complex component like 1. Gene Ontology annotation, cellular component: synaptonemal complex; cohesin complex. Lineage: Eukaryota; Metazoa; Chordata; Actinopteri; Siluriformes; Bagridae. Gene Ontology annotation, molecular function: chromatin binding; protein binding. The record is from RefSeq and is a predicted model, not a curated record. The transcript has 14 exons. Gene Ontology annotation, biological process: replication-born double-strand break repair via sister chromatid exchange; synaptonemal complex assembly; mitotic sister chromatid cohesion. The coding region runs from base 224 to 1873 and encodes 549 amino acids.
CAAGCCACUUUAGACGAAGAUAAAACAGCGUAGUUUUUCCGCCCACCCCGUAACAUUUUAAUAAAAGUUUGAGUUUCAGUCUCAGGGCUCGUGAACAUGAACUGUCAAAAUUGGCGGGACGCGCGCGCAUUUUCUCCUUUCAGCGUCAGCGUUGAUAUCAGUCAUCCUGUCAAUAAAUUUAUUCACUUCAGGGUGUCUCACUUUUAAAUGAGAUCCACUGACCAUGGAUUUCUUCACACAACUCUUCACCUCCAAACGUGGACCUCUGGCCAGGAUCUGGCUUGCUGCCCACUGGGAAAAGAAGAUCACCAAAGCCCAUGUGUUUGAAUGUAACCUAGAGGCGACUAUAGAGAAUAUUAUUUCUCCUCAGAUAAAGAUUGGGCUGCGGACUUCAGGUCACCUGCUCUUGGGUGUUGUGCGGAUCUACUCCAGGAAAGCCAAAUAUCUCCUUGCAGACUGCAACGAUGCUGUGGUUAAAAUCAAAGUGGCUUUCCGACCAGGACAACUGGAUCUGCCUGAGGAAGGGAUGGAAGCUAUGGUUAAAGCCAUUACCCUGCCUGAGGAUUUCCCUGACUUUGAGUCACAGCUGCCUGAUCUCAACACUAUUGAUGUAGUAGAUCACUUUUCACUGAACCAGAGCCGCACAGAGGAAAUCACUAUGAAGGAAAACUUUGGAAACAGUUUUCUAGCCAUGGAUGACUUGGGAGAUGAAACCCAGUCUCAUCAGGGACUGUUUGAUACAAGUUUCCAAAGUCUAGGGGCAAUCGGUGAUGCAUUCGGUGAUGAGGGCAUGGCUUUUGAUCUUGUUGAUUUCAUAGCAAAUGCGAAUGAGAAUGCACUGCUCACUGAUUCCUAUGGUGAAUCACCUACUGAGAUCCCUGCAACACCUCCACCGACUGCUAUUAAUCCUACUGCUCCAGAGCCUUCCAUAUCAACUUCAAAGGCAUGGCCAGAGACUCCCACACUGAAUGAGACCACACUUCUGGAGAAUGCUGAGGAAGGCUUUGCGCUUGAACCUGUGGCUGUUACACCCUCUUCAGAGAGGAAGAAAGGGAGCAGGAAAAGGAAGCUGGUGGUAGACCAAUCUAAGGAGCUUUCUAAUGAAGCCAUCAAAGCCCAGCUAGUUGAAUGCUCUGACAUUCUGACCACACUUGACAUAGCUCCACCCACACGGCAACUCAUGGACUGGAAGGAAAAUGGAGGGGUGGAUUAUCUGUUUUCACAUUUCUGUACUCCUGUCAUGGAUAGAAACUUGCAGAAGCUCUUCCCUAGAGAUGUGUUACCUGGAAAAAUGGGGCCAGUCAGAGAGGCUGGAGAUGAAAGUGACCCCAAGGACAUGAGGGAGCAGAUGAGAGAGGAUGAAACUGAGAGCAGCGGUGUGCCUAUGAUGGACGAGAUGAGCUUACUGCAGGAGUAUGUGGAACAAAACAGGGCAGCGGAGGCAUCCAGCUUUAUCAAACCAUCUUUUAUACAUACAGAGCCUCCAGAAUCCAAAGAAAGCAGGUUGGAGGUGUCGCAUCCAGAGCCGUUUUCUGAGGAGUCAAUGCUGGUCCAUCCAUCUGGAAUUGACAGUGAAACUCCACGGAUGCACACACAGACACAGUACUCUGCCUUGGACAGCCAGAAUGUGGAGGAGAAGAGAAUGACUAGUCGAGCACAGAAUCUCCUUCAGGCCAUGAGACAGAUGCAGAACAGCAGCCCUGAUGCCACAUUCAGUCUUCAUGAAAUGUGUGAGAAUUGCAAUCGAUCCAAAGCAGCGGCCAUAUUCUUCUGUCUGCUGGUGCUGAAGAAACAGCAGGCCAUAGGCUUGCACCAGAGUGCCCCCUUCAGUGACAUCAUCGUCACUCCUGGUCCCCUUUUUCAGAAGCUUUAGGAUAGUGAUUACUUCUUCUGUGCCACUUCAUUCACCGGAGGAGUAUUUAAGCCAUAGAAUUUUUAAGGAGCAACUUAAAGGGUCAGUUAAUCAACAUAAAAUGUCUUAAUGUUUUAAGAAAAGCAACUGCACUGUUUCUUCACCGUUCUGCUAUUCAGACUUAACCAGUAAGGUGUGUGUGAGUGUGAGAGAGAGAACAGUUGGGUUUGUUCUGCAAGGUUGCUUCUGACCUAUUACCUAUGGGUUAUGUUUUGUUUAUCUAUGUAUUCAAUAUGUUCUUAUUUUAUGGAAACCGAGUUAACUUAUUCAAAUGUUUGGUCUAUUUAUGAUGUGUGUAAAGGUAAAUUUGGUGGUGUUCCUUGAUAUUUUGUGAAAUAACAAAUUUAUUCAUGGUUAUUGUGUAAAUACCCAGUAGUUUUAUUAGAUGAUAUGAGACAAAAUGAGGACUACAUUUCUUAAUACCAGAUCUAAAAAAAAAAUAAAAAUAAAAUAUUAGUCUUGACUGUUGAGUCUUAUAGU